Astrephomene gubernaculifera is the source of this 2328-nucleotide messenger RNA. Lineage: Eukaryota; Viridiplantae; Chlorophyta; Chlorophyceae; Chlamydomonadales; Astrephomenaceae. The record is from the annotation of a GenBank genome assembly.
GUAAAAUUUGCUGCUAGACUGCAUGCCAUAGGCUUCUUCAGCACGAUGCAGCGUACUUGUGGUUUGCGAAAGGCGACCGGCGCCGGACCAGUGCGAGCUGGCCGCAUUUCUUGCCCAAGGAUAGUUGCGUCUCGUAUUGCCGAAGCUAGCUUGCAGCCAAGCAUCAGUCGUGCAGCAGCGGUGAUGGAGCCGCCCACAGCGGCACGCGGCGUGGAUGCUUCACCUUCGUCGUCUCCAAUGUUCGGAAGAACACCAGCAGGAGUUUCAGAACAUCGGCCUGUGGCCUCUUUGGGUGCAGGAACAGUCCUGACAUCAUCGCUCAUUGCUAAAGCUGCUAACAAGUCAAUAGAAGAGCUGAGCAACCCCAGCUACUCCGCGGCCAAGGCGGCCUACCAGGGGGUGCCGGGCGCCUACAGCGAGGUGGCGGCGCGCAAGUCCUGCCCCGACUACGAGCCGCUGCCCUGUGACCAGUUCGAGGUGGCAUUCCAGGCUCUGAGCCAGUGGAUGUCGGAGCGCGCCGUGCUGCCCAUCGAGAACAGCCUGGGCGGCUCCAUCCACGCGGUGUACGACCUGCUGAUCCGCUACCGGCUGCACAUCGUGGGGGAGACCAGCCUGGCCAUCAACCACUGCCUGGUGGCGCUGCCGGGCAGCAGCAAGGAGGGGCUGACAAGGGUGAUGAGCCACCCGCAGGCCCUAGCCCAGUGCGACGGCUACCUGCGGCGCAUGGCGGUGGUGAAGGAGGCGGUGGACGACACGGCGGGCGCGGCGCAGAUUGUAGCACGGCAGGGGCUGCAGGGUGUUGGCGCCAUCUGCUCCCGCCGCGCUGCCGAGCUGUACGGGCUGGACGUGUUGGAGGAGGGCAUCCAGGACGUGAAGGACAACGUGACGCGCUUCAUCGUGCUGUCACGGGACCCCCUGGUGACCAGCGAGAGCGACACCCGCAAGUUCAAGACCUCCAUCGUGUUCUCGCUGCAGCCGGGCCCCGGGCAGCUGUUCAAGGCGCUGUCGGUGUUCGCGCUGCGAGACAUCGACCUGGCCAAGGUGGAGUCCCGGCCCAUGCGCACCAACCCCAUCGUGCAGAUCCCCUCCCAGGACGGCUCCAACGGCUCCCGGCAGAACUUCAACUACCUCUUCUACGUCGACUUCGUGGGCAGCCUCAUGGAGGUGCGCUGCCAGAACGCACUGCGGCACCUGCAGGAGACGGCUCCCUUCCUGCGCGUGCUGGGCUCCUACCCCAUGGACACUGAGCUGGGCUCCAUCAGCAACGACGACCCAGCCAUGAUGCAAAACAUGUCACGAUACAACUAACUGCGCAGCAGCUAGAUAGGAGGAGGAAGAAAGGAAGAGUGGCGGUACAGGAGUGUACGCAGCAGCAGGAAGGAUUAGGCUUUCCGUCAGGGUCAGGGUCCUCCCUGACGUAAGAGGGCCACUGGCCGCAGCAGCAGCAGAGCACGUACAGCGGGUUCAUGGGGACUGUAUCAAUAGCGGCGGUUCACGAGACACAUGGGUCAUUGUAGGGGUUGAGCAAUGUACGGUACGAGGUGCUGCUGCAGGUCAGCAGCAGGCCUGGCUUGUUGGCCCCUUUUGGUGCUUUGGGCAGAUUGAGCAUGAAGUGAGUGAACAACAUUAAUAGGGCCGGCUUGGCAGCUCUGCGCUGGGGCGAUUUCCUCGGUGGUGGGGCGACGGGAUGAGUCUGGGACUGCCCAGGAUGAGGAUGAUGAUGAUGAUGAAGAGGAGGAGGAGGAUGUGACAGCAGCAGCAGACGAAGGAGGGUUUUUGCGUGCAAGGGAGCGCAUUGUUUGGGAAUAUACAACGGCAUGAAGGGUGCGGUCGCUGCAUUAAAGCGAGCGGCGUGAAAGGAACGCUGAAUGGUAUAAGCUGUGGAGGAUGGCUUUCUGUCAUUGAAUGCGUAUGUGCAUGUGCCGCACACAGUUGCCGUACUACGACUUCUGCUGCAUUGCUGCCGCUGCUACAGUACUUGCGGGAGGCUUCAACGGCGUUGGUGAUACCUUUCCUUAGUAACUUGUUCACGCAGAGUACGUUCGUUUACGGGCUUCGGAUGUCGCUUGCGGUGCAACUAACAGUUUUGCGCGGGGCUGGCAUUUCGGGAUCACGCGCAUCUGUUCUGGCGUGCUACACUGUGUUGCAUGUUAAUAAUUAACGAGGUGAUAAGCUGUGGGUGUUGGACGGGUCGCGCGCCCUAAUAGAGGCGUAUGGGGUGCACACGGGCAGCUUGCAUGCGUAGCCUCAUAGACCUUGCAUGGUGACGUAUGGCGUUCUCCGCCUUCUGUGCACUGUGCUUGCGGGGACAGGAAGGUAAUAGGAAGC